Molecule: messenger RNA, 3357 nt
Organism: Zonotrichia albicollis (white-throated sparrow)
Lineage: Eukaryota; Metazoa; Chordata; Aves; Passeriformes; Passerellidae
Source: RefSeq, a predicted model, not a curated record
UUUGCUGAGCCGCCGCUGCAGGAGCACUGGAACCAAAACAACGCGGAGCUCCGAGAGGCAGAGUCUGAGCUGCACAAGAAGCACGUGGGGAAGGCUUGGGAUGAUCAGCUAACACAACAAAACAAGGAAGAGGUGACCAAACUUGAAGAGAAAAAAUGUUAUGAAAACGAGUAUGAAACGGCACGAGGGGAAGCGCUGGAAAGAACAAGCCAAGAGGAAGAGAAGCCUCAGCUGGAGAAAACCUUGCUUCAGCAGAUAGAGGAACUGAAACUGCAGGAGACAAAGGCAACAAAGCUGAAAAAGGAACAAGAGAAUUUAUUAAAGCAGCAGUGGGAGCUGGAGAAUUUGGAAGAAGAAAGGAAACGAAUGGAAGAGCAGCGGAGGAAGAGCGAGCUUGGUCGCUUUCUGAAGCAUCAGUGUGAUGUCCAGCUAAGGAGACGAGCGCAGCAGGUACAGGAGGAGCUGGAGACAGACAGGCAAAUCUUAUCAGCCCUCCUGGAGAAAGAGGAGGAGGAUCAGAGCUGGCAGAGCCCACGGCAGGGACGGGCAGUGGCAGACGUGGCCUGGAUGAAGAAGGUCAUUGAGGAACAGCUCCAGCUGGAAAAGGAGAGGGAAGCAGAGCUUGAGACUAUCUUCAGGGAAGAAGCAAAAAAAAUAUGGGAGAAGAGGGAAGAAGAAUGGGAAAGAGAGAAGGGGGCCAGAGAUCGCCUGAUGAGUGAGGUCCUUGCAGGCAGGCAGCGCCAGAUCCAAGAGAAGAUGGAGCUAAACAGGAGGGCCCAAGCAGAAUCCAUUAAAUAUCGAGAGCAGCUGAUCAAAGAACUCGAGGAGGCCAAGGAAGGGACUCAUCGGGACAAGGAGCAGGAGGAGCAGCAGCAGAGAGCCCACAGGAGGGAGCUGCAGGCACAGUUCUACAGUUACCCAAGAGCAGCCUGGACCUGAGGAAUGAGCAUGAGAUGCAGCUCCAGACUACAGAGAGAAAACUCUGAGGACUCAAGGAACUCCUGAAAUAAUGGUGCUUCUGGAAUAGCCUACAGUGAGAUCAAGACUUGACUCAGUAGAUUUCUGAAAACAUUAGUUGUGGCCAAAAUGAAGAGAAGUGAAGAAGUGAACUGCUUCACUUUGCAUUCUGGAGUUCUGCUCAUGUAUUUCAGUACAUGAGAGGCUGAAGCAACCCAGCAAAUUCAAGGGCCCUGUGGACCUGAGCCACCAAAGAAUCUGUGUCUCCCCAGGAAGAGGAGCUGUGGGGCUGUGCCAGACUCCCACUUUGCAGAAUCAGGCUGUGCCUGGGUACUCAUUGGACUGUGAGGAGUUAAUUAAUAAUGUACAUUGCUAAUCAGCCAGAUCAUGUGUGCUGGGGCAGCAGUGCUUGUCCACUUCCUCUCCAGAAGGUGCUGGAGACUUAACCAUUGUUUUUCACUUGUUUCAUAAAUAAUGAAUAAUUGAAACCUGAACAAGGAUUUGGUUUUGUUACAUGAGCAAACUACAGCAGCAACAGGAGAGGAGAUUGAGUUGAUUAUUGCAGUUCAUUCCUUGCUCUUACCAUCCACAACUGCAGACUGACAUCAGUCCUGUCACAGUGCACAAGGAGCUGUUACAAAAACUGGCAGCACUUUCCCCAAGAGUAGAAACCUUUCCAGAGAUCUUUAGAGAACCAGCAGUCAAAUAAGCCCACAUUAUUUCACACACUGAAAGGGUUUUAGCAUUUUAUAGUAAUACUGUAAACAAAAGAUUAAAAGUCAAAAUAUUGUACAGACAGAAUGACACUGAUAAAUACAAGGUUUGGAAAAAGGCAAAAAAAGCUUUUCCUUUCCUCUGCAGCAUUUUGUAAAGGAAGAGCACGUUUGUUUACAGGGGAACAAGAGAUCUAGGCCUAAAAGAAAAACACACCUUUGUUACUUGAGGUGCUACAAACUCUGUGACUGCAGUGCUGUGAGUGGAGGGUUCAUGAACUUGCUGCUGGGGGUUCCUGUGGGGUGUGGACCACUCUGGUUUCAGUGUAGCUGGAGCAGGGGCUGGCAGUUACUAAAGUGUCCCUUGGUUUUGGAUCAAAGGCAGGUUUAAAUAAGGGAUAAAUUACACCAUAGCUCAGUGUCGCCCUGCUUUGGAAAGCAGGUAAGAUAUGUUAAAGAACAGCACACAGUGGUGUCCUGGGAGACUGGAAAAUACCAUCUGCUGCCUUUCAGACAUUAUUUAAGGAAAAGUUCCUAGAAGAUUCUCAGUGUGUUUAAUUAAUUGCCAGUUUCAUGAUUUUGAAGUAGGUUUCACAAAGGUCAUUUGCAGUUUUAAUCCCAGCCCUGCCUCUGCUGUCAGGCUAGAGCUGCUUCUGGGGUUCAGAAGGGCAGAAAGGAAAUAAAACACCAUAAUGAAGAACAUUAAUUUACUGGGCUGUCAUCUCCUCUCUCCAUUCCUUCCCUCCCUCAGACUCUGGGAGCCAGACAGCACCAGGAAUCCAGCAGUGCUGUGCACUUGUGCUUGGAUAUAUCCACACAAACACACCAUGGCUGGCUCCUGGGCAGGGACAACACAAUUCCAACUGGGACAGAGGCAAAAAUCAGUGAUUUCCUGCACCACCUCAAAUUCAGACUCCCAAAAAUAUUCUCUAUUUUUAAAUUAUGGACUGACACACUUCUGUGAACUGAGAAACCUGGAGCACACAUGGCCACUGGGGCCAGGCAGCCUGGCAGGGGAUACUUAGCAAGUUGUCAAAUUUUGAAAUAUUUGCAUAAAAUACUUAAAGACAGAAGAAAUGUUUUCACAUUUGGAUAUGUUGAGGUACAGAGGUUAUGUGCUGUGGCAGACACAGCUGCUUUUGCACUGGCACUCUUCUAACUUCCUUUUUUUUUGUUAAUAAGCACAGAAAUCUUUAGUGAAAUUGCAUCUGGAGUUACUGAGAAAUGCUGCUGCAAACAAGACCUCAAAGAUGACAGGAAAAUUCUGCAGGAAACUUAACAAUGAAUUACUAACUCAGAAACAAAGGAUAAUAUUUUAACCACUAAUGCCCUAAAAUAACAUCAAACAUAUAUAUUAAUGGCAUAGUGACAACUAAAAGAAGUAACUAUUAAGUUUCAAAUUCCUUCCAAAACAUAAAGUGACAAAGACCUUGUAGAGUUACACGUAACAAGCUUGGAUGCCCACAACUACUACUGGUUUAGCAGACUAAAAAAAAAGAAAAACAAAACAUAUUGCACAACAGUUGAUAUGGGAACAGAGAACGUUGGGCUUGCACCCCGUUACCAGGACAAACCUUCUUCCUGCUGGGAGCAGUUCCUGGAGCCUGGGGAGCCUCAGCCAGCAGGAUCCCAGCAUGGGGAGGCUCCAGAGGGAUGGAGAUGCUGCAGUGGUGUCAGAGCAGGAUCU